This is a messenger RNA of Menidia menidia (Atlantic silverside), 639 nucleotides long. The record is from the annotation of a GenBank genome assembly. NCBI's taxonomy places the organism in Eukaryota, Metazoa, Chordata, Actinopteri, Atheriniformes, Atherinopsidae.
UUGUUUCUUUUCAUCCAGAUUCGCUCAGACCAGGACCAAGACAUCUCAAUCCGAUACAGCAUCACCGGAGUGGGAGCAGAUCAGCCACCCAACGAGGUGUUUAACAUUGACCCUGUGCUCGGAAAGAUGUUUGUCACCAAACCGUUGGAUCGCGAGCAUCGCUCCUCUUAUCAUCUGAGAGCCCAUGCUGUGGAUAUGAAUGGGAACCAGGUUGAAAAUCCCAUCGAUCUGUACAUCUUCGUCAUCGACAUGAAUGACAACAGGCCCGAGUUCAAAAACCAGGUCUAUAAUGGUUCUGUGGAUGAAGGCUCUAAACCAGGAACAUAUGUGAUGCAUCUGUCUGCGUUUGAUGCUGAUGACAACACCACCGCUAACGGAAUGGUGCGUUAUCGGAUCCUCUCUCAGACGCCACACAGCCCCAUCCCUAACAUGUUCACCAUCAACAGCGAGACCGGGGACAUUGUGACGGUGGCACCGGGACUUGAUCGAGAGAAAGUGUCCCAGUAUACCAUCAUCGUGCAAGCCACGGAUAUGGAGGGCAACCUGAACUUUGGCCUCUCCAAUACAGCCACUGCCAUCAUCACUGUCACGGAUAUCAAUGACAACCCUCCCAUGCUGACCUCCAGAACUGUGAGUUAG